Pochonia chlamydosporia 170 is the source of this 1527-nucleotide messenger RNA. Its product is annotated as thiolase. Gene Ontology annotation, molecular function: acyltransferase activity. Bases 1 to 1527 code for a protein of 508 amino acids. The transcript has 9 exons. The record is from RefSeq and is a predicted model, not a curated record. Lineage: Eukaryota; Fungi; Ascomycota; Sordariomycetes; Hypocreales; Clavicipitaceae.
AUGGUCGCGCACGCAGCCAUUCCCAUCAUCGUAGGCGUUGGAGAUGUGCGCAACAGGUCGUUCAAGGUGGAAGACGCGAUUGAACCGGCCCAGCUCAUGGUUGACGCUAUUCAGAAAGCCAUUGAUGACAGUGGAUUGGACCUGGCAGCCCGGAAGUCUCUCGUAUCACAGAUUGACAGUCUGAGAGUGGUGCCGACAUGGACUUGGGCAUACAAUGACCUACCUGCUGUAAUUUCCGAGCGUUUACGAAUCAACCCAUCUCAGCGAGUUCAAGGGGAGCAUGGCGGCAACCAACCUGCCUUGCAUUGUGACGAAGCAGCUCGCGACAUUGCCGAGAGAAGGAGCCUUGUUUCGGUACUCACAGGCGGAGAGGCCCUAGCAUCCCUCGCGGCUUGCCAAAAAGCUGGUCAAAACCCUCCCAAUGGCUGGCUUGAGCCGGAUCCCAAUGGGAAGCAGCUGGCGUCCCUUGACCUCUCAAUUCUCAGAGAGAGCUCCGGUACUUUACAUUCCAUGGGUCUGCCCAUACAUGUGUACCCUCUGUAUGAGAAUGCCCGUCGCGCGCACCAAGGUCAAUCCGCAGUGGAAAAUGGCAUGGAGUCCGCAAAGAUGUAUGCAGAAUUCGAUAAAAUAGCAUCUCAAAACGAGUACUCCUGGAAUUACCAAAUGCCACCAAAGACUGCUGAACAAAUAGGAUUGCCGUCGAAGAAGAAUAGGAUGAUUUGUGAUCCCUACCCUCUGCUGAUGAACGCUUUCAACGGUGUCAACUUGUCAGCAGCCUGCAUCUUGACCUCUACUGAGAAUGCACAAAAACUCGGUAUUCCCGAGGACAAGUGGGUUUAUGUUUUGGGAGGUGCUGGUACCCACGAAAAGGAUGAUUUUUGGGAACGACGGCAUUUGCACCAUAGCGAAGCAAUUUCCAAGUCGAUUGAUGCUGCGCUAGAUGUCUCGGGGCUGUCCACAAGCGACAUUGAUUGCUACGACUUCUACUCUUGUUUUCCAAUUGUCCCAAAGCUUGCUUGCGACCACGUUGGUCUCUCCACAACGGCAUGGCAAAAGCCCAUCACAGUCCUCGGCGGCUUGACGUCUUUUGGCGGUGCCGGAAACAACUACUCUAUGCAUGCCAUUAACGCCAUGGCACGAUUGCUUCGACUCAAGAAGCGACACACAGGUCUUAUCCUAGCGAAUGGCGGCAUGCUCACCCAUCAACAUGCCCUUUGUCUGUCAGCCAGACCCCGCGGUGAUGGUCGUACGUAUCCAAAGAGCAACCCUCUACCAGAAGUUGUGGACGAAUAUAGCCCACCAUUUAUUGAAAAGGCCGACGGCGUGGCUACGAUUGAAACUUACACGAUCGAGUAUAAUCGAGACGGUACACCAGGAGUCGGCCUUAUAGUUGGACGGUUACAAGGGACUGGACAAAGGUUCCUGUCUAAUCACGGCGAUGACAACACUCUCAAUCAACUGGCGGCCACAUCCUCAGAGCACAUUGGAAAGUUAGGCCGCUUCCAAUUGAAUAGAGAAGAAUAUUGA